Messenger RNA from Thelazia callipaeda (thelaziosis nematode), 690 nucleotides. Lineage: Eukaryota; Metazoa; Nematoda; Chromadorea; Rhabditida; Thelaziidae. The record is from the annotation of a GenBank genome assembly.
AUGAUGUUGUGUCAGAGUGUAGAAGAAAUUCUGAUAGACGAUUUGGAGAGCGUUUUGAAGCGACCGGCUUCCGAAGUUGAUUACAUCGAUAUAUUUAAAGUUCAAGUAGUUCUGAUGUAUGAAUGGCUGCUAAGACUUGAAGAGUUUAAUGCUAUCGAAAAUCCCUGUGAUAAGUCAAAAAUGCUGCAAAGUUUUGCACUGCGAUACAUGCUUCUGGACAAUGUAUUUCAUGCUGUUGAAUUAGGUAUUUCUGAUCGCAUAGUGCUUGUGAAUAACACAUUCAUAUCCCCUGGACAAGCACCGGACAUUGUUUGUGAUGACAAUGAAAAUAGCAGGACUCUCAAAGACAUCAUGUAUGGUCAAAAAAGUGUUCAGCUCAUUGAUGAACUGAUCGCUCCAAUGAUUAGUAUGAAUUUUACCAUUGGCGAGAUGAUGGCUUUACGUCUGAUAAUGUUUUGGAACCCAAGUGAACUAAGUCUUUCACUAGAAACCAAAAACAUUACCAGAUUGGCAAGUGAUCGAGCAGUAAAUGAAUUACAUCGCUGGUAUUUCGAUCAGAAUUUCAAAGCGGUUGACACACGAUUGGGCAACGAUCAUGUAAAAUGUAUGACGGAGAUGGUAAAAUUAAUCCCUUCAUUUGGGACACUUAGUGAAAGAGAUGUCUACCUUGAAAAAAUACUCAAUUCAUAA